AUGUCUGCAGAGAGUCCGGGACAGAAAAGUGGCUUUCGAGCCUUUUUAACAAACGCUCUGCGACCGAAGAAAUCCCGCCAAGUUCUCCGCAAGAACACCGCAUCCACACCAAAUCUCCGAGCGGCUGCACAACUGAGCAUUGCCAGCGAUGAAGUCCCGGAAGUUCCUCCUCUUGCACCAUUGCAAGCUCAUCGGAUCAAGUAUCGGGAGAAAAAUGCACUGGUGGAUACCCAGCUAGGCGAGACUCGCGACCCUACGGCUAUGCUACAUACGAUAGGCAUUCUUGAUACAGAAGAUUCGGAUGGCUUCGCAUCAGACUUACAAAAAGAUAAUCGACCCCCCGGGGAGCCGAUGAUUGCAAGCUUAUCACAAGAUCUAUGGGCGCUUGUUGCAGAGUACCUCAAUCCGGCAGAGCGAGCCAGCUUAGCAUUUGCCAGCAAGACGCUCCUCCUCCGCCUGUGCCGGGGGCCCUGGAUGGCCUUGAACCUCCCCGAGAACCGCGAGUACAGAAUCGACUUCCUAGUCCCACAGGACCGGUACCUACCCCACCAUCUCCUCUGCAUGCCUUGCGGCCGAUACCACCGCCGCACGCUGGAAGGCCACGAAAGACUCGAGCCCGCAACGGUCGUCAACCCGCUCUACAACUGCCCGAACGCCCGCAACCCCCUCCUCCCCGCUCCACGCCACCGCAUCACCCACUCCCGCAUGCUGUACUUCACCUUCGUGCAGCUUGCGCUGCGCGCCCGCCGGUUCGGUCCCUCCUACGGCAUCCCCCUCGACUCCCUCUCCCGUCGCUGGCGACGGGACGGCUGGUCCCACCACACGCGGUACCACAUCCACAAGGGCAAGCUGCUGAUGCGGGUGGUGAGCUCGACGUUCGCAGACCCAGACAUGGCGCCCAGCUCGAUGCGCCUGCUCCUCUACUCGCGCGAGGACUACUGGCCGUACUUCUCCGCGUGCGCGCACUGGCGCGACGGCGAGCUCAUGGACGUCUGCAAAUGCGCGCUGGGCCACGUCCCCAAGCCCCGCGCCACAGCCGGCCUGCAGAGCCUCGAGCACCGCGCCAAGGACAUCUACCACGGCCGCACGUACAACCCCAACGAGUUCGCGACCCUGUGCCCCAAGUGCCGCCCCAUGCGCCGCUGCCCCGACUGUCCGUCCGAGUACAUGGUCGAGAUCAAACUGACCGAGGACCGGUCCGAGCCGCGGAGUCUGCGCUUCCGGCAUGCGAUCGUGGUGACGAGGUGGUGUGAUCUCGGCGAUGGGAGCUCGCCGCAUGGCUCGCGCGAGUGGGGCGCGUGUAAUGGCGAGCUGACCGGGUAUGACUCGUUUGCGGUGCUGGGGAAGCGGUCCAUCUCCGGGGUGUUUGAGUCGGCGUUCACGGAUGAUCAUAUACCGGGGCAGAGGAUCGUCUCGAUGAAUCCGAAGGGGAAGCGGCUCGGGGAGGCGGGGAAUAGCUGGUAUUGA
Messenger RNA from Aspergillus viridinutans, 1467 nucleotides. RefSeq lists its product as uncharacterized. The coding region runs from base 1 to 1467 and encodes 488 amino acids. The record is from RefSeq and is a predicted model, not a curated record. NCBI's taxonomy places the organism in Eukaryota, Fungi, Ascomycota, Eurotiomycetes, Eurotiales, Aspergillaceae. The transcript has a single exon.